UUUAAAAGACGAGGGCUUCUUUUGCUAACGACUAACGUGCGCACUUCAUCUGUUCCCUACAGAUCCCAACACCAUUGACGAGACCAGACCGGAAGCUUCAAGCUCCGAACUCCAGAUACACACAAUACAGGUGUAGUAGUUAGUUAGUGUUUCAUAUAUUCUUCACAACACACAAAUAAUUUAUUGUACAUCAACACCAAACCCUUUCUUGAAAACCCUAGAUUUUUUAUAUAUAUAUUUUUUUUGUAAGUUAGAAAAUAUCGAUAUCCUAUUUCUUAUUGGUGUACGUGUAAGAUUUCAGAUAUAUUUGAAUAUAGCAGUGGUGAUGGGAAUUGAAUCUAUUGAUUUUAUUUGGAGGUAUUAGGGUUGAUAAACAUUUUUGUGUGUGGAUGUUAUAAAGGGGGAUUGAUGGUUAUUGAGCAGAUAUUUACGAAUGAUGAGAGUUAUUUGGUUGGUAAAGGAAGUAUGGGAGUUGAAACUUUGCAUGUUAAUUCAGACAUUAAUGGUGGGUUAGUGUUAGAAGGAGAGGAGUUAUUAUCUUCAAAUAAAAUUAGGGUUGAUGAAGAUGAUGUGAAAAUGGAUAAAGAAGCUAAGAAAAAGCCAAUUCAUGUUAUAGUUGAUUCGGGUGAUGAUGAACCAAUAGGAUCUCUUUUUAAGAAGCUUAAGAACCCUAAGAAAGUUAAGGCUGGAUUAGGAGAUGUUGGAAAGGUUGGAAAGGGUGAAGCUAGGGUUCGUGUUUCUAAGCACGACGAUUCUGGUGAAAUGGAAACUACCUUGGCUAGUUUUAGGAAGAAGGUGAAAAAACCUAAAGUAGGUCAAGAUGAUAGAUCUGGGACAGGGAAAGGAAAUGGUUCUGGUUUCAGUGAUGUUGGGUUAGGCUCAAAGGAGGUGAAGGAAAGUUUGGUAUGUAGUGGUGAUGAUGCUCUAGAUUCAUCUUUGGUUGAAGAGAUUUUACAAGAUAAGCCGAAAGGGAAACGGAAGAGAUUCAGGGAUCAUGUGAUGCAGAAGAAGAAGGGAGGAGAUAAUUCUAGUUUAGAUGAUGGGUCAGAUCAGGGAUCUGGCAUGCAAAGAUUACAAGAGACAUCUGCGAUGGAAGAGAAAGAGGGGAUUUUAUGUUGUGACAAUGCUUCUGGUGAUAGGCUGGAUUCAUUAUCUGGAUUGCUUAAAAAAUCACAAACUAGUUUAGUUAAGAAACCUUUGUCUUCAAAUCCUCAGAAACAAAGGGACGGAAUUCCAUCUUCUGGUGCUGGGUUGAGCUGUAGCUCUGCAGGGGAGGAUUACAGAACUGAUAUCAAAUUCUCAGCACCCAAAAAUAUACGGUCUAGCGAUGGUUUAGUUAGCGUGCUUGCUUCUGUCCCAGAGAUUAAGAAGGAUGUUGAUGAGUUUGCUACAGAGUCUGAAGUGAUUCCUGAGGACCAUACAGUGAAGCAUGAGGGUGAGGGUUUCGGUGGAUCCUGUUAUGAUUCUAUGACACAGACAGAAGAAGCUCAUGAUCACAAAGCUUUAUUGAAGCAGCGUUUGCACGGGGAGACAAUUAAGACAUUAGAAUAUACUAGCAAGAGUACAUGUUUACGAAACACCAAUGGCGAUGAUGAUCAUUCAUCUGAAUGUGUUCUAGAAACGUGUAAAGGGACCAUUUUAGACUCUGGGGAUUGUUUGAAUCAACUUUAUGAAGAUACCAUCGAGCAACGGCAUGUUGAGAAGUUAUCUUCUAUGCACUGCCGAAGUCCAUCCGAGUUAACAGCUAAAUAUGAUCAUGUAAUACAACCUUCUGGAGAAGUUUUGGAGCAUUCCUUCUCGUGUGCCACUAAAAGUCACUUUGCGGAUUCUAUCACAGAAAAGAUGGAAAAUACCGAUAAAUUUGGGAGUAGGUUUGAUGAACAUUCUGAUCAUGAUGAAGAUUCAGGGAAGGCGCUUCAUUCUAGAAAAAAGGAUAAGAAACAACUGUCACGCAAGAUAAAAAAGCGUAGACAUGGGGACAUGGCGUAUGAGGGGGAUACUGCUUGGGAAUUUCUUUUGCACGAGCAGGGGAUUUUCGAAAAUAACCGAAUGAGUAAUGGGGAUCGGCCUUCUAAAACAAAAGACGAGUUCAGUGACCCCACAAAUGCAGUUUUACAGUCCGAUGAUGGUCGUGCAGCAGCAGUAUCGGUUGGUUUAAAAGCUUGUGCUGCUGGUCCAGUUGAGAAAAUUAAAUUCAGGGAGGUCUUAAAGCGCAGAGGUGGGCUUCAAGAAUACUUGGAAUGCAGGAAUCUGAUCUUAGGCCUGUGGAGUAAAGACAUGGGCCGCAUAUUGCCUCUUGUAGAGUGUGGUGUUCCUGAAGUUCCUUCUGAGGAGGAGCUACCGCGAAUGGCCCUUAUCCGUGAGAUCUAUGCAUUUCUGGACCAUAGAGGUUAUAUAAAUGUAGGCGUUGCUUCUGACAAGAAGGAAAGAAUGUCUGAAUCGAGAUUGCUCACUGAAGCUCUAAAAGAAACUGUAAUUGAGGAAGAAUCUGAAGCUCCCCUAGUUGAUUUGGAUAAUCAAAUUGCCCUCGAUGUUGGUCCAUUCCAGAGUUUAAAGAACCCCAUCGAGGCAAAGAAUGACGCGUUCAUCCAGCAUCAGAGUUUGGAGAACCCCAUGGAGGCAAAGAAUCACGUUUUCAUCCAGCAAGCAGAAGAAGUCCCCAAAGAUAAUAACCUUCAUGUCCUAAGCUCAGGAUCAGAAUUGUCCGCUCUGAUAGAAUUCGAAGAAUGUGCAGUUGAUCGUGAUCAGGAAAAUGAUUUCAUAGAUUCGAAUCUGCCUAAAAAAUUAGUCAAUAUAGAGACUUUGAAUAUUGAUGAUCCAUCUAGUGAAGCAGUGGAAUUCAGAGAGCCUCAUAUUAUCUCUCCAAAGCAGAUGAAAGAUUCCUGUGGGGUUAACUCAGUUGUAAUUGACCCUGUUGAGGAAAUCACUACACAGUGUGAUCUGGAAGCUCAAAAGAGAAUAAUUGUGAUAGGAGCUGGUCCUGCUGGCCUAACUGCAGCUCGUCAUUUGCAACGCCAAGGUUUCUCUGUUACGGUGCUUGAGGCUCGUGAGAGGUUGGGAGGUCGUGUUUAUACAGAUAGAUCAUCUCUAUCAGUUCCUGUUGAUCUUGGAGCUAGCAUCAUUACAGGUGUGGAGGCUGAUGUUGCAACCGAGAGGAGACCAGACCCGUCCUCAUUGAUUUGUUCCCAGUUAGGACUUGAACUGACUGUUUUGAAUAGCGACUGCCCACUCUAUGAUAUUGUGUUGGGUGAGAAAGUUCAAGCUGAUUUAGAUGAAGCUCUUGAAGCUGAGUAUAAUAGUCUUCUUGAUGACAUGGUUGUACUUGUUGCUCAGAAGGGCGAUCGUGCGAUGAAAAUGUCUCUCGAGGAUGGAUUGGAAUAUGCCCUUAAGAGGCGCCGUACAGCUCGGUCAAUAUCAGAUGCUGAAGACCGGAUUCUCGCUACAUCUGAAGGUGGCUUUCGGACUAGAGUCAAUGGUACUUCGGAGGAUGUUUCAUGCAGGACUGACUUUAACGAGGAAAUUCUGAGCCCUCUUGAGAGGAGAGUGAUGGACUGGCACUUUGCACACUUGGAAUAUGGUUGUGCUGCUUCACUAAAAGAGGUGUCUCUUCCUUACUGGAAUCAGGAUGAUAUUUAUGGAGGAUUUGGUGGGGCCCACUGUAUGAUCAAAGGGGGUUACAGCAAUGUUGUUGAAUCUUUAGGAGAUGGGAUCCAGAUACACCUGAACAAUGUGGUUACGGAAAUCUCAUAUAGCACUGCAGAAACAGGAGGGCAACGCAGAAGUGUCAAGGUUUCCACAAGCACUGGUAAUGAGUUUGUAGCAGAAGCAGUUCUUAUUACUGUUCCGCUGGGUUGCUUGAAGGCGGAGACUAUAAAAUUUUCUCCUGCUCUACCUGAGUGGAAAUCUUCGUCGAUCCAGCGUCUUGGCUUUGGUGUUCUGAACAAAGUUGUUUUGGAAUUUCCUGAAGUGUUUUGGGAUGAUUCAGUAGACUACUUUGGAGCAACUGCUGAGGAAACUGGACAAAGGGGCCAGUGCUUUAUGUUUUGGAAUGUCAAGAAAACAGCGGGAGCUCCAAUUCUUAUAGCCCUUGUGGUGGGGCAGGCAGCCAUUGAUGGCCAAAGUGUAAGCUCCUCGUACCAUGUGGGCCAUGCGUUAAGUGUUCUUCGUAAACUAUUCGGCGAAGCUUCGGUACCUGAGCCAGUUGCAUCAGUAGUUACAAAUUGGGGCAAUGAUCCUUUCAGCCGAGGGGCUUACUCUUAUGUUGCUGUUGGGUCAUCGGGGGAGGAUUAUGAUAUUCUUGGUAGACCUGUUGAGAACUGUUUAUUUUUUGCUGGUGAAGCUACCUGCAAGGAGCACCCGGACACUGUUGGUGGUGCAAUGAUGAGCGGUCUUCGAGAAGCAGUUCGAAUAAUUGACAUCCUUAAUACUGGCAGUGAUUAUACAGCUGAAGUUGAAGCGAUGGAGUCUGCGCAAGAACAGUCAGAUGGUGAAAGAAACGAAGUGAGGGACAUAUUGAAGAGACUCGAGGCAGUUGAAUUCUCAAAUGUACUGUACAAGAAUUCUUCGGAUAGACGCCAAAUGUUGUCUAAGAAGGUAUUGUUGCGGGACAUGUUCAAUCAUGCAAAGACUACUGCCGGUCGACUACAUUUGGCUAAAGAGUUGCUAAAUCUUCCAAUCGAAUCUCUUAAGUGUUUUGCGGGCACAAAAGAUGGACUUGGCAUCCUCAACUCAUGGAUUUUGGAUUCAAUGGGAAAAGAUGGGACUCAACUCCUGCGUCACUGUGUUCGUCUCCUUGUGCUUGUGUCAACCGAUCUGCUUGCUGUUCGUCUAUCAGGUAUAGGAAAAACUAUAAAGGAGAAAGUUUGCGUACAUACUAGUCGUGACAUCCGAGCUGUGGCAAGUCAGUUGGUGAGCGUCUGGGUUGAAGUCUUCCGCAAGGGGAAAACUUCUAAUGGUAGAUUAAAGUUGUUAAGGCAGACAGCUGCAUCCGAUUCAUUGAAGGCUAAAUUAUCUAAGGACACACCUUCAGGGAAGCUGUUACGCAUGACUCGGGGUUCAACUUCCCCAGGGGACAUUUCACCAUCUGAUGUAAACAAUAAGAAGGCAAACUCUAAGCUAGUCAAACUGGAUGCUGUUACCGACUCGAAGUCUGAAGUCAACUCGCUACGAUCCCAAGGCACUGCAGUCAGCCUGGAUUCUAAGGUGGAGGAUGACAUUGUUUUAAUGUCAGAAGAAGAGCAAGCUGCGUUUGCUGCUGCUGAAGCAGCUCGAGCUGCUGCUCUUGCAGCUGCACAGGCAUAUGCCUCUUCAGAAGCGGUUUGCAGCUCACUGCGCGAGCUUCCUAAGAUACCAUCAUUUCACAAGUUUGCUAGAAGAGAACAAUAUGCACAAAUGGAUGAUGUUGAUUUUAGAAAAAGGUGGCCAGGGGGCGCUUUGGGAAGACAAGAUUGUAUAUCAGAGAUAGACUCUAGGAACUGCAGAGUUAGAGAUUGGUCAGUUGAUUUCUCCGCUGCCUGUGUCAAUCCUGACAGUUCGAGAAUGUCCGGCGAUAACUAUACCCAACACGGCUAUUCGAAUGAGGAUCCUCACCAAGUGGACAUGAAAGAGCAUUCAGGAGAAAGUGCGGCCAAUGACAAUAGAUUAACACAAGCUUGGGUUGACAGUGCUGGAUAUGGAGGGGUGAAGGACUAUCAUGACAUUGAGAGAUGGCAAUUCCAAGCCGCAGCAGUCAGUUCUGAUUUCUAUCAUCCAAUGAUGGACGCAAGGGACGAAGAGGAUUCAAACACAACAAUGAAUGUACACAACCAGAAGCAUGAGAAGAGGGUAGAAGAAAGUUCCGUUUCUCAAUCUGCCGCAAACAACCUGAUGUUUGAUAAACACCCAAGAGGGGCGGAGCGUAUUAAAAAGGCCGUUGUGGAUUACGUAGGAUCACUGCUCAUGCCUUUAUACAAAGCUAGGAAGAUUGAUAAGGAAGGAUACAAGUCAAUAAUGAAGAAAAGUUCGACAAAGGUCAUGGAGCAGACCACCGAUGCAGAAAAAUCCAUGAGCAUAUCUGUGUUUCUCGACUACAAGCGGAAGAAUAAGAUACGUUCUUUUGUGGACAAGUUGAUAGAGAAGCAUAUGGCCUUGAACCCAGUUGACAAACCAUGAGGUUGCUGUUGAUUGUUUGGUGAUGAUGACCAUUACCCCUGGCCCUUCCUCAGACACAUGAAGAAAUGUGUGCUUGGGUUGUUCUUGUGUAGUUUGACCACAUUUUGAAUCAGGGUAUGGCAUGAUGAAUGACAUCUUUGAUAUGGGAAGGAUGUACAGAAGCAUUACCCCAGCUGCCAUCAACUGUUGGCAGCGGAGAUCACUGGGUUCAGUGGAAAAGUAAGUUUGAUGCUUGGUUUGCUGAACUUCAGGACCAGGGCAAGUCAUUCUGAAGAGUCUAUCUCUGAUGAUCUCAAAGCAUCACUUUGUGCCAGUUUCUUCACUUGUGGAAAUUGCUUAAAAUUUUGGUGGAUCGACCAAUUGUACAAAAUCUUGAAAGCCACCAGAUUUUGGGCGUGGCAUAGGUGAUAUCAACCAAGGAGUUUCCUGCAAAUGAUCACAAAAGCAAGUGUUGGGAGUACACUGUUCCUGGUCACAAAAAAUUGGACACCUCCCAUCCAUAUUGUAUUCUUGCUUUUUACUAGGUUAGCAAAUUUCCCAUUUUUUUGUUUUGGGGAUCACCAUUAUAAUGGUUCAGCAAUUAGCUUUCAAUUCUUCCCCUUAUCAACUUUUGUACAGUUUGACCACAAUCAGCUAAUAUAAAAUGUCUAUUUCUCCGCCCUUCAGCUGACAA
Molecule: messenger RNA, 6823 nt
Organism: Papaver somniferum (opium poppy)
Lineage: Eukaryota; Viridiplantae; Streptophyta; Magnoliopsida; Ranunculales; Papaveraceae
Product: lysine-specific histone demethylase 1 homolog 3-like
Exons: 8
Coding region: 409-6150 (1913 amino acids)
Molecular function (GO): oxidoreductase activity; protein binding
Source: RefSeq, a predicted model, not a curated record